AGGAGCAACUGAAGUCAUCAACUAAACUCAAACCCCAAGAACUCAAGAUCCAAUCUUUUCUACCAUCUUCACCAAAUCUUUCAAGAAAAUCCCUAGAUUGACCUUGUACAUCAAUGGCAAAUUCAUCUUGGAGGAAAGAAAGACCCACUAAGCUCUUAGCAGCAGCCCCCAAGACCCUGUUUUUAUUAUUCUCCACUUUGCUUCUUUUCCUCACCUACCUCUCAUUCCAAACAUCAAACUCUAACUCUAGCUCACUCUCUCUUAAAACCCCUUUUUUUCAUUCUUCAGUUCACCCCUUUGAUUGCUACAAUUCACCUCAAUCUCACCCUGUCAUUGCUUCUGUAGUUGAAGGCCUACAAUACCCUUUUCUUUAUUCUCUUUCUGAUUUCGGGACAUUGCCCGAAAAGCCUCACAAGAACAUUGUUAGAGUGCUGAAAGGGAAGCCGUUUAGGAGGCCUGACAUUUCGGUUACGGUUCAGGAAUUGUUGGGGAGGAUGAGGGGGGAGGGGAAAAUGGGGUUGUUUGUUGAUGUUGGGGCUAAUGUGGGUAUGGCUUCUUUCGCUGCUGCGGUGAUGGGGUUUCGGGUUUUGGCAUUUGAGCCUGUGUUUGAGAAUUUGCAGAGGAUUUGUGAAGGGAUUUAUUUUAAUCGGUUGGGUGAUUUGGUUACUGUUUUUGAGGCUGCUGCUUCUGAUCGAGUUGGCAAUAUAACAUUUCAUAAGUUGGUAGGCCGUCUCGAUAACAGUGCAGUUUCUGCCAGUGGAGCAAAGCUGGCAUUUAAAUCCAAUGAAGAGGUCGCUCUUCAAGUGAGGACAAUCCCACUUGAUGAACUGAUUUCGGAGUCUGAACCUGUUCUUCUGAUUAAAAUUGAUGUUCAAGGUUGGGAGUAUCAUGUAUUAAAGGGAGCUAAAAAGUUAUUAUCAAGAAAGGAAAAGGAUGCCCCAUACUUGAUAUAUGAGGAAGAUGAGCGGCUUUUGCAAGCGAGUAACAGUAGUGCCAGAGAGAUUCGAGAAUUCCUCCAUUCUGUUGGUUACCACCAUUGUACAAGGCAUGAUACUGAUGCGCACUGCACCAAAAGAAAGGAAUAGUAUAUACUUAAACCGACACUGCACAGUGCACACAAACCAUAUCCUUUUAGAGCGUCAAACAUCUUGGCAGUAAUUAGUACUUGUUAAAUGUUAAUAGUGUGCUGAAAGGGUUCUGCAGGUUAACUGGCAGCCUGUUCUUUGAUCCUACAGUAAAAAAUAUUGUAUCUCACCAAUGAUGUCAGCUUUAGUGAAAAUUAAAAAACGUAGCUCUGGUUGAUCUUUUGUGCACUUCUGUUGAAAGCAAGCCAGUGGUGGAAUUUCAAGAAAAUCCGACUGGGAGCUGAAUAGGUGUGCCCCGAUGCAUCAAGGUUGGAAUAGUUUAUUCAAGUUGUAUAUGUAUUGAACAUCAUUUUGGUAAUCGGCAAGAAAUAGGCAUUCUUUGUUGUUUUCAUGUGUUACUUUGGUUUAGUUACGUCUUGAAUACUAUUCUAGUUGCUGAGUCUUUACUGUCAGAAGUAAAAAUUGCAGACUCUUUCAUAACUUGUAUUCUGAAGCCAAAAAAACCUGUAAUAUGUUAUGCUGAUUGCCUUGAGAAUACUUUUAUUAA
This is a messenger RNA of Daucus carota subsp. sativus, 1632 nucleotides long. RefSeq lists its product as uncharacterized. The transcript has 2 exons. The record is from RefSeq and is a predicted model, not a curated record. Bases 114 to 1085 code for a protein of 323 amino acids. NCBI's taxonomy places the organism in Eukaryota, Viridiplantae, Streptophyta, Magnoliopsida, Apiales, Apiaceae.